This is a messenger RNA of Ctenocephalides felis (cat flea), 4032 nucleotides long. RefSeq names its product helicase POLQ-like (gene mus301). NCBI's taxonomy places the organism in Eukaryota, Metazoa, Arthropoda, Insecta, Siphonaptera, Pulicidae. The record is from RefSeq and is a predicted model, not a curated record. Bases 100 to 3924 code for a protein of 1274 amino acids. Gene Ontology annotation, molecular function: nucleic acid binding; ATP binding. The transcript has a single exon.
UUUUAAUUCACUGUACUGUCAAAAAAAUCAGGCUGAGAUUUUUAGGCGACGAUAGAGAAUAUAAUUAAUAUAUGACAAAAAUAAAAUUAUUUCUGAAAAAUGAUGAAAAAAGUACAGAAGCAACCAAAUACAGAAUGUUUAAUAAGUAAUUCUAAUAACAUAGAAAAUACUUAUACAAACGGAAUUUUGAACUGUUUGGAAAACGUUAACGAAAGCAAAACAUGUGCCAAAAGAAAAACAAAUACGGACACUAAUAGUAGUAAAAGUCUUCCAAAAAGACCUAAAUUUUUAAUACUUGAUAUGUCAAUUAGUGAUCCUCCCAAAGAAAAUGUAAAGAACGAAUGUGAAAAAUCUAAUGUAGGCUGCAAACCAGAUACAAAAAGUGAAGGUUCUAAAAUAACUGAUUCUACCAAAAGAUUUCUUAUGGAUUUAUACUGUAAUAAACAAGAUAAAAAAAUAUAUAUAAAUUCUCCAGACUUGUUUGCUGACACAAAAUUGUUAGAAGAUAAAGAUUACCAUUCAUCAAAAGUAACUGAUGAAAAAGUAUUUGUAUCAAAAGGCUCAAAAACCCUUAUAACAAACCAAUACAAUAAUACCUUUAACAAAAAUUGUAAUAGUCCAAAAAUAUCAGUAAAUCAAAAAAAUAAAGAAGCAGAAGAUAAUUUUGAUUUUGAAAUGUCACAACUUUUUAAAACAUCACAACUAGAUAAAAUUUCAUUUCUACAACCAACUGCGCAAAAUAAUUCUAAGAAUAACAUUAUAAAACACCCUCCAGAUAGUAAUUAUACACAAUUAUUAAUGUCAACCCAAAUUAACAAGCUUUUGGACAACAACAAUACAAUGCAUAAAGAUUCAAUAAGUCAUAAUACUGCUAAACUAAAAAACAUAAAUAGAAAAUCAAUAACAUCUUCCCCAUAUUUAAAAAAGAAUCCUGACCUUUUCGAUGAGUCCCAAAUAUUUAAGACUGAUGAACUCGAAACUAUAAUAAUUAAUGCUGAAAAAUCUUCUAGAGAUACUAACAUUGAAGACAAUGCUAAGGAACCUGAAGAUAAUGAAACGCAACUAAAUGACUUUAUUGGGCCACAAAACUUGAUUGAUUUACAAAAAAAAAUGAUGAUAGCAAAUGAGAUCAAUGUGAGCUUGGAAGAUGCUGUGCUGAACCAAGAAUUAUUAAAUGUCACUGAAUCUUCACAAUACAAAAAAGAUAUUCACACACUCUUUAACAUUUGUGAGAUGUCAAUUUGUAAUAACAAUUUCCAUGAAAUUAAAAAUGAAGACAGUAAUGAAACAUUGGGUCUGGCAGCGAUACAAGGAAUAAACUGGGAAAAUGACUCAAUGAUGGCAAAAGAAUCCGUGUUAAAAGAAGAAUCAUCAAUAAAAAAAACUGCAUAUGAUACCAUUAAGCAAACGUUGUUAAAAAACGCAGCCAAUACAGUAGAGACCACAAGGGAGUUUUUAAAGCCAAACACUAUUAGUAAUAACAAAAGAAUAUUCACUUCCAAAGGACCAUUUUAUGACCUGCCAUUUAAAUGCAAGGAAUUAAUAUUUGAUUACAAAAAUAUUUCACAACUUUAUGAUUGGCAAGAUGAGUGCUUAAAGCUUCCAGCCAUUCAACAACGGAAGAACUUGAUUUAUGCGCUUCCCACAAGUGGUGGUAAAACAUUAGUUGCUGAAAUUUUAAUACUUCGUGAAGUCUUAUGCAGCAAAAAAAAUGUUAUUUUUAUAUUGCCAUUUGUUUCAAUUGUUCAAGAGAAAAUAUGGGCGCUAUCACCAUUUGCUGUGGGCAUGGAGUUCUUAGUAGAAGAAUAUGCUGGUGGUAAGGGAACUUGCCCUCCUAGAAAACGUAGACAUAAAAAUUCAGUUUACAUAGCAACAAUUGAAAAAAGUUUAAGUUUGAUAAAUAGCUUGAUUGAAAUAGGUAGAUUAGGAGAGAUUGGACUAGUUGUUGUUGAUGAAUUACAUUUAUUGGGAGAAGUUGGAAGAGGUGCAACUUUAGAAAUAGUUCUUACAAAACUUAUAAGUACCAAAUAUGAUAUUCAAAUAGUAGGUAUGAGUGCAACAAUUGGUAACAUUUCAGAAAUUGCACAAUUUUUAAGCGCUGAUGUAUAUACAAGAGAUUUUAGACCAGUCGAGCUAAAGGAAUAUGCUAAAUGCGGUUCAGAUAUUAUGGCACUAGCAACUAAACCCAAAUCUGCAGAUGAAAUCUUCACUUUUCAUAGAAGUUGUAAAUACAAUUAUUAUACAGACAUGCAAUUAAAAAUGGAUCCUGAUUGCAUAGCUGGUUUGGCUCUGGAAAUUUUACCUGAAUCUUCCUGUUUAAUAUUUUGUCCUACUAAGAAAAAUUGUGAAAAUGUUGCCUCAUUGAUUUGCAAAAUAUUUCCAAAAUCUUUAUUAGAAUAUAGAAAACUAGAUAAGAAAGGACUGUGUGAGAUGAUUAAAAAGGAUUGUGGAACAUUGUGUCCUAUCUUAAGCAACACCUUACUGUAUGGUGUAGCGUACCACCACUCUGGACUUACAUCUGAUGAACGCAAACAUUUAGAGGAUGCUUAUAGAGCUGGGGUUAUAUCAGUUAUUUGUUGUACAUCAACAUUAGCUGCUGGUGUUAAUUUACCAGCAAAAAGGGUAAUACUAAGGUCCCCGUAUGUUGGUAAGGAAUUCAUAACAUUAUCUAGGUAUAAACAAAUGGUUGGUCGGGCUGGAAGAGCAGGAUUUAAAGAAAAUGGUGAAAGUAUUUUAAUAUUUGCACCUAAAGAUAAAAUACGUGUUCAAAAUUUAUUAUUUGCACCUAUGGAUGACGCUUUGAGCAGCUUGCACUACUAUAAUGGUGAAGGAGUAAAAAGCUUGAUUUUAAGUUCAGUUGGUUUAAAUGUAGCAAAAUCUCGAUCUGAACUUUGUGUAUUAAUGGGACAAACACUUAUGGCUGUACAAGCAAAAAGAUUAGAAAUAAAUGUGAAACAAAUAACGAAUAAAACAAUCUCAAGCUUGUUUAAGCUAGGUGCAUUAACAACAGAAAAUGAAGUCAAGAAGGUAAUGCAAAUGACAAUGGAAAAUUCUAUUUUGUUUUCACAAACUCAAACUGAAAAUAAAGAUCUAGACAAAUCUAAAAAAUGUCUUGUGAUUGGGAGGAACACUACUUUAGUUAUAAGCAAACUAGGCAAGGCUGCUGCUAGGGCAUGCAUAAAUCUAAAAAGAGCGCAUAUGCUAUAUAAUGACUUAUUACAAGCACAAUCUGGACUGGUUUUGUUAGAUUGCUUACAUCUUCUAUACUUGAUUACACCAUAUGAACAAAGCGAACAAAUAAAACCUAAUAUGCCUGCAUAUUAUUCUAUCUAUACAAAACUUGGUACAAAAGAAUUGGAGACCGCCAAAAUUUUAGGCAUAAAUGAAGCUUGUGCAAUUAAAAUGCUUUUGGGUAAGCAAAUAAAAAAUGUACCAAUGAGGAUUCUUAAUCGAUUUUAUGUGACAUUAAUGUUAUAUGACCUAUGGAAUCAUGAAGCUGUACAUGAUAUUGCUGAUAAAUUUCAUGUACCAAGAGGAGUAGUACAAUCUCUCAUGACAUCAGCUGCUUCUUUUUCUUCCAGUGUUUUAAGGUUUUGCGAAGAACUUGAAGAGUUUUGGGCUUUCAAAGAUUUGCUGACAAAUUUUACUUUGAGAUUGCAACAUUGCUGCACUUUAGAAUUGCUCCCUUUAAUGGAUUUACCUAAUGUGAAGCUCGCACGAGCUAAACAAUUGUAUAAUGCAGGUUACAAAACACUACAUUUGAUAGCAAAAACAACACCAUCUCGCUUGGUACAAGAUAUUGAGCACUUGAAUAAAAAAGUGGCAACACAACUUAUAGCAACAGCAAAAUUAUUGCUUUUAGAAAAAGUUGAAACAUUACGAGAAGAAGCAGAAGAUGUUUUGGAAGGUUUGUGGAAUGCUUAAAAGAUUAAUAAACAAUUCAUUCCUAUUUAAGUUACUUAAAAUAUGAAAUAAGUCAUUCAACUGUGAUCUCAAUGAAAUGAAAUUAUUAUUUAUUAUUAUUAUUAGUAU